Alexandromys fortis (reed vole) is the source of this 723-nucleotide messenger RNA. Its product is annotated as folate receptor alpha-like. Gene Ontology annotation, cellular component: external side of plasma membrane. Lineage: Eukaryota; Metazoa; Chordata; Mammalia; Rodentia; Cricetidae. Gene Ontology annotation, biological process: sperm-egg recognition; fusion of sperm to egg plasma membrane involved in single fertilization; cell adhesion. Gene Ontology annotation, molecular function: signaling receptor activity. The record is from RefSeq and is a predicted model, not a curated record. The transcript has a single exon.
UCCAGCAGGACUGAUUUCUCUGGCCUGGGCUUGGAGAUCAGAUGCAGUCCCUGGAAGAAGAAUUCCUGCUGCACCGCAAACACAAGCCAGGAAGCUCACAAGGACAUUUCCUACCUGUACCGAUUCAACUGGGACCACUGUGGAAAGAUGCCAUCGAAAUGCAAACGACACUUUAUCCAAGACACCUGCCUCUACGAGUGUUCUCCUAACUUGGGACCUUGGACCCAGCAGGUGGACCAGAGCUGGCGCAAAGAACGAAUCCUUGAUGUUCCCCUGUGCAGAGAGGACUGUCAGCAAUGGUGGGAGGACUGCCGCGCCUCUCUCACCUGCAAGAGCAACUGGCACUAGGGGUGGAACUGGACCUCCGGGUAUAACCAGUGCCCUGUAGGGGUCUCCUGCCAACCCUUCACCUUCUAUUUCCCUACACCUGCUACUCUGUGUGAGGAACUCUGGAGCCACUCCUACAAACUCAGCAACUACAGCCGAGGGAGCGGCCGCUGCAUCCAGAUGUGGUUCGACCCAGCCCAAGGCAACCCUAACGAGGAGGUGGCGAGGUUCUAUGCUGAGGCUAUGGGUGGAGCUGAGCUUCACAGGGCCUGGCCACUAGUGUGCAGCCUGUCCUUGAUGCUGCUCUGGGUGUUCGGCUGAGUCGUUCCUCUUCUGAUGUCUGGGGAGCUCUCUGCCUGGCUCAGCCUCUCACCUCCUAGCCUUCUUUGUGGUGGG